This is a messenger RNA of Phascolarctos cinereus (koala), 2595 nucleotides long. The record is from RefSeq and is a predicted model, not a curated record. NCBI's taxonomy places the organism in Eukaryota, Metazoa, Chordata, Mammalia, Diprotodontia, Phascolarctidae.
AGAGGCCCCGGGGGCCCGUCUAGUGGGGCGUUGGGGAAGCGCUAGCAACCACUCUGCUCCCUUUGGCUUCUUCUUGCGACUUUUCUUUUGUUGUUGCUGUGACCCGGGUCUGUUUUCUUGUCUGCUGUUGAAGGUGUUUUCUUGCUGGACUGGCAGUGAGUCCAAUUCUUUCCCUCUGGUGUAACACCCCCCUCCCCCUUUUAAAUUUUCUGCCCAAUAUGUUUUACAUAGAGUAUAAUACAUAGAGAUUCGCAUCUUUCUCUUCUUCCUCGGACCCCCCUCCCCAACCCUCUUUAAAAACGAAAAGUAAAACCUCCAACAACCUCUCUGGACCAGCAGCAGUGAGAGUUAGCGGGGUCGAUUUGUGGAGUAAGGAGUCACCAACUCAUUUCGGUGCUUGGGACUCAUUAAACUGUCACUUACCCGACCCCACUGAGUAAAUGGGGUGAUUAAUGCCUGAUCACUUGGAGCUGGGAGAGGACAUUUGUGAAGUGGCAAAGUUGAAAAGGAGCGUAUCCCUUAGACUACUAAGUCUAAUUGACUUAAGUAAUAAACUCAUUGUUAGGAAAAGUUAGUUUUUGAGGGGUGGAGGGAAGAGAGAACUGUUGACUUUGCCAUUCAUUUAACAUUCCUCACUUUUUUCCUAACGAGGAUGCAGUUCAUUAACAUUUAAGCUGGGGCAUUUACAGUUGAGCUAUAGGCCAUGUUUCUCUCCCUGCCCUCCCCAACCCCCCCUUCACACCUCGCCCUUCCAAAGGUCUUUGGGGAUGAAUCUGACAUUCACAGAUGUCAGUAGCACCAUGCACAGCACCAUUCUGUCCAGCUGAGGUUACCCUUCUAUUUCAUCAGCCAUUAAAAAACCCACAGACCAGUCUGCUUUUUUUCCACCGAUCUAACAGACCUGGAGCCAGCAAGACUCAGAGGAAAGGACUUAAUCAGGUUUAUGUGUACUAAAGGUUAUGAAGACAGUAUGGAGUUUCCAGACCAUAGUAGACAUUUGCUACAAUGUCUGAGUGAGCAGAGACAUCAGGGUUUUCUUUGUGAUUGCACUGUUCUGGUAGGAGAUGCCCAGUUCCGAGCGCACCGAGCUGUACUGGCUUCAUGCAGCAUGUAUUUCCACCUCUUUUACAAGGACCAGCUGGACAAAAGAGACAUUGUUCAUCUGAACAGCGACAUUGUUACAGCCCCAGCUUUCGCUCUCCUGCUUGAAUUCAUGUAUGAAGGGAAACUCCAGUUCAAAGACUUGCCCAUUGAAGACGUGCUAGCAGCUGCCAGUUAUCUCCACAUGUAUGACAUUGUCAAAGUCUGCAAAAAGAAGCUGAAAGAGAAAGCCACCACGGAGGCGGACAGUACCAAAAAGGAAGAAGAUGCUUCAAGUUGUUCGGACAAAGUGGAGAGCCUCUCUGAUGGCAGUAGCCACAUGGCAGGCGAUUUGCCCAGUGAUGAAGAUGAAGGAGAAGAUGAAAAAUUGAACAUCUUGCCCAGCAAAAGGGACUUGGCGUCUGAGCCUGGGAACAUGUGGAUGAGGUUGCCCUCAGACUCAGCAGGCAUUCCCCAGACUGGCGGAGAAGCAGAUACACACGCAACAGCAGCUGGAAAAACAGUAGCCAGCCCCUGCAGCUCUACAGAGUCUUUGUCCCAGAGGUCUGUCACCUCCGUGAGGGAUUCAGCAGAUGUUGACUGUGUGCUGGACCUGUCUGUCAAGUCCAGCCUUUCAGGAGUUGAAAAUCUGAACAGCUCUUAUUUCUCUUCACAGGACGUGCUGAGAAACAACCUGGUGCAGGUGAAGGUGGAGAAAGAGGCUUCCUGUGAUGAGAGUGAUGUUGGCACUAAUGACUAUGACAUGGAACAUAGCACUGUGAAAGAAAGUGUGAGCACUAAUAACAGGGUACAGUAUGAGCCGGCCCAUCUGGCUCCUAUGAGGGAAGACUCGGUCUUGAGGGAGCUAGAUCGGGAGGACAAAGCAAGUGACGAUGACAUGAUGACUCCAGAGAAUGAGAGAGUCCAGGUGGAAGGGAACAUGGACAGCAGUUUACUCCCUUAUGUCUCAAACAUACUCAGUCCAGCUGGCCAAAUAUUCAUGUGCCCUCUCUGCAACAAGGUCUUUCCCAGUCCCCAUAUUCUGCAAAUUCAUUUAAGCACGCACUUUCGAGAGCAGGAUGGGAUCCGCAGCAAGCCUGCUACUGAUGUCAAUGUCCCAACAUGCUCCUUGUGUGGUAAGACUUUUUCUUGCAUGUACACCCUGAAACGCCACGAGAGGACUCAUUCAGGGGAAAAGCCCUACACUUGUACCCAGUGUGGGAAGAGCUUCCAGUACUCCCACAACCUGAGCCGCCAUGCUGUGGUUCACACACGGGAGAAGCCACAUGCCUGUAAGUGGUGUGAACGUAGGUUCACACAGUCUGGAGACCUUUACAGACAUAUUCGGAAGUUUCACUGUGAGUUGGUGAACUCCUUGUCUGUUAAAAGUGAAGCACUGAGCUUACCUACUGUCAGAGACUGGACCUUAGAAGAUAGCUCUCAAGAACUUUGGAAAUAAUUUUAUAUAUAUAUAAAUAAUAUAUAUAUAUACAUACACACACACACACACAUACA